UAGGGAACGACAUGUUCACCGUCCUUGAUGUGCCAACUUGGCUCACAAUCGAGAAGAAGGCCGGCUCGGAUGUCGUACCUUGUUUGAUCGUAUGUCGCAAAGGUGAAUUCAUUAUUUGAGGAUGAAUGUUCGCAAUAACUAACCUGCCGACUUUGCAAUCAGCUCGGCGUCGAGCCUUGCGGCUUUUGUGGAAUGGAUGGGUGUGUUGUUCAGCUAACCAAAAAGAACAACAGUGUUUCAGUUGCUUGCAGCUGUCCAUACCACUACACGUCGAUGAGCUACGGCGCAGCCAAGACAGUAAGCAAGGCCACUCCGUGUACAAAUGUGCCGAUCUACUGUCCUUUGUGCCCGAUUGGUCCGUCAGGGCAGCCGCGCACUAUCUGGAAGUACAACGUGCUAUUCCAUCUUGCGAAGGAGCAUUGUACCGACAACGACGAGUUACCUCCUAUCCCGCUGCAGCUGGCAAUCGACAUGCACAUAUCGAUCGAGGAGGAGAGCUUGAUGCGAGUCGCAAAAGAUGUCACGGAGGACUGGCGGAAGCAGCAUGCCAUUCCGGGGAGCGACGAGAUAGAGGAAUAUCGCGAAGAGUUGAAGGCGAGUCAGACAAAGGGUAAAAAGCGUUUGCGAUCGCAGUCAACAGCUGUAGUCGAACGAGGAGGACCUAAGCCGCGCCAACGCUAGGAUCGCCUGCAUGUACUUACUCGUAGUGGACUGUUAUCUAAUCUAGCGUCUUAUCGGA
Molecule: messenger RNA, 739 nt
Organism: Rhodofomes roseus
Lineage: Eukaryota; Fungi; Basidiomycota; Agaricomycetes; Polyporales; Fomitopsidaceae
Exons: 2
Coding region: 193-681 (162 amino acids)
Source: RefSeq, a predicted model, not a curated record